This is a messenger RNA of Drosophila ficusphila, 2498 nucleotides long. RefSeq names its product RUN domain-containing protein 1. Lineage: Eukaryota; Metazoa; Arthropoda; Insecta; Diptera; Drosophilidae. The transcript is spliced from 3 exons. The record is from RefSeq and is a predicted model, not a curated record. Bases 312 to 2495 code for a protein of 727 amino acids.
AAAAACAGCUUAAAGCUACACUUUCCACCCCCAAACUGCCGGAAAAUCCAAAUGGAAAUGCCUCAAAUAGUCGAGAAUCGGGAGAAACUAGCAGUGCGUCAGAAGCCGUAGUCGCGCGCUCAUCGUUUCAGCCACACACCCCCAAGGAACCCAAAAUUCUCAAAAGCUAAAAAGGAAGAGCAGAAAAGAGCAAGGGAGCUGGGCCAGCUGGCACAGAAAGCGGAACAAGCAACCGAUUGAUUUUUCUCGAGCAAGGGAAACACGGAAAGUCCGAGAAAAACAAGAGGUCAGGUUUCCACUAGCAUUUCCAUAUGGAAAUGAAAAUGGCGGAGGCGCAGGAAGCCCAGGGGCCGAAGGACUCCUCCCUUACCGCCGAAGGACAGCUGCCAGCUGGAUCUGUUUCCAUCGAGGACGAGGAGGAAGAGGAAGUGGAGGCCGAACAAGAACAGCAGGAACUUCUGAGCGAGCGAUGGUCGCCGCUAGGAGCCAACUACGAUGAUGCGAAUAGCGCCAGUUCUGGCGUGGACUGCGAACUGGAACCGGGACCGAACAAGGUAGAAAUGCGACGGGGCAGCACUGGCAGUGAACUGGCACGCUUGCGAAGUAUCGAGGAGGAGCAGGAGUUGCUCACCAGUUCCCUGCUGGCGCUGACUUCCCACUUCGCCCACGUCCAGCUGAGAGUUCGCCAAAUUGUCGAGGCGCCAGCCGAGGAGCGAGAUCAACUGCUCCGCGACCUCGAGGAUUUUGCCUUUCAAGGCAUACCGGAGGCAGUGCAGCCCAAGGAGUCCCAUCCGGAAAGCGACGCCACUGAGAGUGAAAACGAAGCUGUGCCUGCGAACGACAGCCAGCUCAUCGAGCAACUGAAGUCCCAGCUCACAGAACUAGAACAAAUUGCCUACGAGGCUGGGGAGCCCGGGAUUCUGCCGCAGCAUGUUAUGCUUGAAAAGCAAAAGUUCAUCCUGGACGAGCUGCGAUCCAAGCUCAAUCUCCAGGUGGAACAGCAUGAGCUGCCGGCCCUCAGCACGGAGCAGUUGCGCCACCAGGUGGACAACGCCAUCGGUGAGUUCGUGGGCCCGCUGAAAAUGAAGGAGCAACUUGUGGCGCAACUCAAGACGCAGAUCACCGACCUGGAGCGCUUCAUUGCCUUUCUGCAGUGCGACGCGGUCGAGGGAUCUGUUGGAGAUCGCCUAAAGCUUCUGUCCGGAGCGUACAAUAGCUACGCGGCCAAGCAGACAGCCCGAAGCUCACAGGCAGGGUCAAUUGCUCCGGUUUCGGGGGUGCCCAACACUCCGGCCACAACAGCAGCUCCUCCUCAGUCCUUUGGAUUGGGUUCGCACUCCAAUUCAACCGGGGAAAGCCUGCACAGCAAGGCGCACGGAUUGCUGGACAAAGCCUCGAUCCUUAUGCAAAUGUUUGCCAGCACCCAUAUGACGAAACCACGCAGCCACGACGAUUUCCAGCAAAACUCGCUGAAGAAGACGCACAAGGGCAACCACUGGGGCGACUUGCGGGCCCAGCUUGAGGUGGACAUCCAAGAGGUGAGCGCCCUGGCCGCCACUUUGAGCUGUGAUCGCGAGAAGUUGGCCAAUAUUAAGCGGGCUUUGCGUCAGCAGCAACAACGAGCUGUGCCCACUUCCACUUCUUCCUCUACCGCUGGUCAUCCGGUUAUUAAUUCUCAAAAUGGCGCUCUGACCACUUUGCCUCCACGCUGCCGGCGGGCGGUGCCAACUGGCCAUGAACUGGCGCCAUACGCGGCCGGUGGAGCCAUAUCCUCCGAUUCCGACGAGGACAUCAGCUACUCCAACUUCGAGUGGGAGAAGGAAGGGAAGAGCCGACGGGUGGCACACAUGCGCGGUGACUCCAUAGCAACAAUUGGCAGAGAACUGGCCACAGUGGUGCGAAAGAACUUUGCUCGCACUCUGCAGCAGCUUAUCCAACAUGGACUACGCAUCCCAGCCGAGUCGGCUGCUUCCAGUUUGAUAGUUCCAUUUAUGAGGUGUCUACAUCCUUCGCCUCCGAUGGGUUCACCGACAGCUGGCGCAGACUCGCAGUAUCUCGGCUUAGGCAGAUCCAUGCACGCCUGGGAAUUGGUACUAGCCUAUUAUAGGUUGAAACACGGUGAGGAGUACAACAACACGCCUGCCCGCAAGUUGUCGCAGAGUUUUCAGUUGGACAUCGUGGACGCCCAGGCGGUGACCGCCAAACAGAGUUUGCUCAGCACUGUGGGUAUGAUUUUGGCCAUGCACCGACCGUACAAAAGGAGCAACAAUGCCCACUUCAAGGCCUUCGUCUGCGCCGGACUCAACUCCCAUUUGCUGGUGGAGUGGCUGAACCUGAUUCUUAGCUGCAAUGAGCUGGUGCACACGUACUACUCGGCAGACAGCUAUGUGGCCCGAACGGGAUUCCGGGACUCGCUCCGCUCCAUUGACGCUCUGUCUCGAUUCGACUUUGACCUGCCGGUGGACCUUGCCAUCCGGCACUUCCGCAACAUCUAGGCG